This is a messenger RNA of Nematolebias whitei (Rio pearlfish), 576 nucleotides long. Its product is annotated as cortexin-1. Bases 196 to 576 code for a protein of 126 amino acids. The record is from RefSeq and is a predicted model, not a curated record. NCBI's taxonomy places the organism in Eukaryota, Metazoa, Chordata, Actinopteri, Cyprinodontiformes, Rivulidae. The transcript has a single exon.
GUCGUUUUGUUUUGACUGACAGAUUUGGCAGUUUAAAGUGGCCACUAGAAGAAAACAUAUGACGUGGUCAAAACACGCACAGCUCAGACAAGUACAUACCAUUACUGACUAUUUGUCUGCUAUCUUCAGCUAAAAAGGGCCCCCAGUAUAAAACUUGCAAACUGUUGUCUUCGCGUUUCCUCAAGAUCACCUACAAUGAACACCUUCUCCUCCUUCUCCACACCUCCACCGAACACGCCGACCAUCCAUUCGGUGUGUAAGCCCUGUCUUCGGGCCCCGUGGAGGAUGAACGAUGUGGCCACACUCGACUACGAGUUGCUGCUGUCCCCGGCCAGCUCCUCCCUGCCCGGCAGUCCUGGCGGUGGCAGCAGCAGCGCUCCUCUGGCCUUGGUUGCGGUGGACACAGAACAGCGUACUGCCUUGGCUUUUGUAGGCCUCCUCAUGCUCUUCUUGGUCUUCCUGCUGGUCAGAUGCUUCAGGAUCCUGCUGGACCCAUACAGCCGCAUGCCUGCAUCAUCCUGGACUGACCACAAGGAGGGGCUGGAGAGGGGUCAGUUUGAUUAUGCACUGGUGUAG